Messenger RNA from Symbiodinium natans, 1143 nucleotides. The record is from the annotation of a GenBank genome assembly. Lineage: Eukaryota; Dinophyceae; Suessiales; Symbiodiniaceae.
AUGACACGAAACCAUGAGCCGAGGGCUUUCUGGCGAGGCGGCCGCAACGUGCGGAAGGCACAGUUGGUCUCCAGACAUCUGUCCGCGGAUUUCGUGGACCAACACUACGAGGUGGUGAAGCGGCUGAACGUUGGCAGCUUCAGCCGGGUCAACCUUGUCCGCGAACGCAGCUCCUACGAGCUCCGAGUGUGCAAGGUCAUCGACCUCAAGGGCAUGGACCCUCAUGUGCUUGGCAUGAUGAGGAAGGAAGUGCAGAUCCUAUCUGCCCUGGACCACCCCAACAUAGUUCGGCUCUACGAGUUUGCCGAGGACGAACGGCGACAGGAGCUGGUGCUGAUCCUGGAGUAUGUGCAGGGUGGCGACUGCAUCGACCUUCUGGAGGAGAGGGAGCGGCUCCUGCCUGAGGAGUUGGCCGCCAGGAUCGUCCACCAACUGCUGGUCGUGCUGAACUACUGCCACAGUUGUGGAAUCACCCACCGCGACGUCAAGCCGGAGAACGUGAUGCUCUCCUCACUGGAUGAUGAUGCCACCUGCAAGGUCAUCGACUUCGGGCUGGCUACGCCCUACAAGGGCCGUGUCAAGGAGUUUGCGGGGACGGUGUCGUAUCUGGCGCCGGAGCUGGCAAUUGCACAGGCUGGCUUCUCCAUGGCUGCGGACAUCUGGGCCGUGGGCGUUACAGCUUUUGAGCUUCUGGCAGGCACUUCGCCUUUUGGCAAACUCCAGGAGUACGGCAACGAGUGCGACCCAAUCCUGGAGAAGCUCUGUACGUACGAGAGCUUUGACGAGGACUUGCUUCAAGUCUUCCGGGAGUCACCGGGGCACCAGAGGCUGUGGCGAAGUUCCGAGGCCAAAGACUUUCUGCGAUUCCUUCUUGCAGCAGAGCCCGAGGACCGGCCCACGGCAGCACAGGCCCUGGAGCACCCUUGGCUGCAACGCCACCGCCCGGUGCCAGAGCCGAUUGCACCGGAGAUGUUGCGGACCUUCGCCGGCUUCGCCGAGGCCCCGCAGAUGCAUCGGAGCUGCCUCUUCGCUCUGGCCGCCAAGGGGCGGCACGGCGAGCUGGACACGGAAGUGGUUGAAGCGACCUUUGCCGACAUCGACCGGGACCACGACGGAAAGAUCUCCCUUCAGGACGGCUGGUAG